Messenger RNA from Penicillium canescens, 1437 nucleotides. RefSeq lists its product as uncharacterized. Gene Ontology annotation, biological process: amino acid transmembrane transport. The record is from RefSeq and is a predicted model, not a curated record. Lineage: Eukaryota; Fungi; Ascomycota; Eurotiomycetes; Eurotiales; Aspergillaceae. The coding region runs from base 1 to 1437 and encodes 478 amino acids. Gene Ontology annotation, molecular function: amino acid transmembrane transporter activity. Gene Ontology annotation, cellular component: vacuolar membrane. The transcript has 2 exons.
AUGGAAAUUCACACAAAGCAAACACGCCUUCAUUCCCAGCACGGCUCUUCUGAAUUGUGUGAGAAAGAAAGCCAGACUAUGAUCCAACCAUCAAACUCCAUCUCAAACGAAAACACCUCAUUAGAUUCUCCCCAGGCAGAAUUGGAAAGAUCUAAGAAAAUUGACGGUCACAAAAAGUUCUCUCGCCUCGGUUGGAAACGUCUCGUCAUUAUUCUCAUCGUGGAAGCCGUUGCUCUCGGGAGUCUAAGUCUCCCCAAGUCAUUCAUGACUCUCGGUAUGGUCGGAGGCGUUGUCUGUUCCGUUGGGAUCGGUCUCAUUGCCACAUAUGCUAGCUAUGAGGUUGGGGCGGUAAAGGUCAAAUAUCCAGAGGUUGAGCACUAUGGAGAUAUCGGGAGGCUUAUUCUGGGAGAAAAGGGUUUCUGGAUCAUCACAGUUGUCUUUAUCUUUCAGCUGAUAUUAAGCGUGGGGUCGCACUGUUUGACUGGUAUCAUUGCCUUGGCUGAUAUCACGCGAAGUGACGUUUGUAAUGUGGUAUUCGGAAUGGCCUCAGCCUUGAUUAUACUUUUACUGGCCAUUCCACCAACUUUUGCCGAUAUCGCUAUACUUGGGUAUAUCGAUGUCGUCUCAAUCCUCACAGCUAUCGGGAUCACAAUCAUCGCAACAGGCGUACAAAGCUCUCAAGAGAAUAAUUCCUCAUCGCGGGCAAAUUGGUCAGCGUGGCCUCCAGAAGGCACCGAUUUCGCGACAGCCAUGGUGGCAAUUAAUAACAUUGUUUUUGCAUAUUCGUUUGCACCCGCAAUACCAUCAUUUGUCAAUGAAAUGCACACCCCAGAGGACUACACCAAAGCAUUAUAUGCACUGGGCAUCAUUGAGAUCGUUCUUUACACGCUUAUUGGCUCUCUUGUCUAUUCAUUUGUGGGAAUGGAUGUGCAAUCCCCUGCCUUACUCUCAGCCGGACCGCUUUUAUCGAGAAUCGCUUUUGGUGUUGCCCUUCCAGUCAUCUUCAUAUCUGGAUCCAUCAACACCAAUAUUGUUGCUCGCUAUAUCCAUACACACGUAUAUCGUGAUUCCAUUCACCGCUACGUGAAUACGAGGAUGGGUUGGGUAACCUGGUGUUUGCUUGUGAUAGUCCUAACGCUUCUUUCGUGGGUAGUUGCGGAGGCUAUUCCAGUGUUCUCACUCUUGCUAUCAAUCAGUACGUCCUUGUUCAAUUCAGGGCUGUCGUUCUACAUUCCUGCAAUUAUGUGGUUUGUUCUUGUUAAAGAAGGCAGCUGGUUCUCCCGACAAAAUAUUCAACGGUCCAUUUACAACGGUAUUGUCUUUCUUUUUGGCAUCAUCAUUCUUGUAGCCGGGCUGUAUGGAACUAUUGUGGAUUUGAUACGAGAAUCCAAAGAUACCAGUUUCGGUCGACCCUUCACGUGCUCUGUCAUUACAUGA